This is a messenger RNA of Dendronephthya gigantea, 1270 nucleotides long. RefSeq lists its product as uncharacterized. The record is from RefSeq and is a predicted model, not a curated record. Bases 618 to 1223 code for a protein of 201 amino acids. The transcript has 5 exons. Lineage: Eukaryota; Metazoa; Cnidaria; Anthozoa; Malacalcyonacea; Nephtheidae.
CGUUCACUACUUAUGAAAUAUCGGUUGCUGCUGGUAAUCACUAUGGCUACGGUAGAAAGGCAAUAAUUCUGUUCUCAACAUCGGAAGAAGGCUGUUUUGAACAUUUAGCCCCAAGUGGUCCUCCAAUGAACAUGAAAGCAAUAUCAAGAAGUGCAUCUUCGUUGCUCCUUGUCUGGGAUCCUCCGGAGAAAAGUAAACAAAAUGGCGUCAUUACCAGUUAUACUGCGUGCGUUUCACAUUCAAAGAAUGGAUGUUGCUUUCAGACAUUCAUCACAGGUGAAAAAGAGUGGCUUGUACGGAAUCUGAAUCCAGUAACAAAUAAUUAUUUUGCCAUUCUGGCCAGUAAUAAAGCUGGAAGGAGUAACUACAGCAAUAAGGAAGGAAUUUUAACGAAUGGACGAGCAGUGAAAAAAGCAAUUGGAGGAACACCAAGUACACUUAACUUUUCUUUGGAAAUUCCUACAAUAACGUUCGAGUAAGUAUUCGAUCAAUUAAGCGUGGUCGGCGAGAGAGGGAAGUGGGAGGAGAAAAACACCCGGGGUCAAAUACUGUACGUAAAAGGUUCAUAUCGCGGAUCGAUCACCUUGCAUUCACAAGGUUUAGCAAAGUUGUAUAAAAUGAUGUUUGCCGAAGCUGAAAAUUCAACCAAUCCACAACCGUAUAUCGCCGCAGUAUUCUCAUCCAACAAUAUUAAGGAAAACAUGUUUGUACUUGGUGAUGGCAGAAUUACAAGUGAUUCAAUAAGUGAUACUUCGCAUUUCAAAGAAUAUCUUAAUGGUCCGCUGGAGCCUGGCACUGGUUACAGUAUUUUUCAAAGGAUUAUCAUCAAUGACAAGGGAGAUUAUUACUCGACUGACUGGAGUCCUGUUUCACAAACGACAAGUCAUCCAGUCCAAGCUUCAUGCACGAAGUCAGAGGGAAACGACGCUGGUUCUAAUUCUUAUCUUGUCGGAAUGAUUGUAUUAAUCAUUCUCCUGAUUGCUUCGUUCGUAAUCAUUGCUUGUUUGGCUUAUCAAAAACGUAGAUCCAGAUUACAAAACACUUCGGGCAAUAGUACAAAGGAGGAUAAAAAUAAUCCGGCAUAUAUUUCUAAUGUACCAGAAACUAGUAAUGCAAAUAUUUACGACCCCGUGGACGAUGAUCAGGCGACGUAUACCGAACUUCAGAAGAGAGAAAGUGAUGAUCACUUAUACUGUCACUUAAUUAAAGUACAAAAUAACUAGAGAUAUAUAACAAGAGAGAUAAAGGGGUAGAAACUAAUAGGGUGUUU